AUUACAUUACUGUUUGUGUUGGUAAAGAAUCAACAACGUGGUGUGCUGGCCGGUAUUUUAUUUUGAAAGUCACGACCGGAUGAUCUUUGACGCUUCACGCGCAGACAGGGAGGCGGACGCGGCGGCGACAAUCGAGGAGGAAACUGCGCGGCUCGGCUCGGCUCGGCACGGCACGGCACGCCUGUAUGUCCCGCUGUCUGCCUGAACGUAAGCUAACCCCGCGCGCUCUCUUUCUCGGAUACAACCGACACGCACACGCGGAAAACAGCGGAGAGGGGGAAUACUAUGGCGACGUUGGGGCCGGAGUCGGCUCGUCCUCCCCUUUCCCAGCUCGGUUCUUCUCCGUCGAUCCAGUCUCACAUCGGCGGCGCCAGCCUGCCUCCCAACCGGGGCUUGGAGCGGGCGCUGGAGGAGGCGGCGGCCAGCGGCGUCCUCAACCUCAGCUCCCGAAAACUGAAGGAGUUUCCCCGGACAGCCGCCAACCACGACCUGUCGGACACGGUGGAAGCAGACCUGUCGAAGAACAGGCUGACCGACGUCCCCUCAGAGGUCUGCCACCUGGUCGCCUUGGAGACAAUAAACCUGUAUCACAACUGCAUCAGGACCAUCCCAGACAGCAUCAUCAGCCUGCAGUCACUCACCUCCUUAAAUCUCAGUCGUAACCAGCUGGGCUCUCUGCCGGCCUGUCUGUGCGGUUUACCUCUGAGAGUCCUCAACGCCAGCAACAACAAGCUGGUCAGCCUGCCGGAGACCAUCGGACAGCUGCACAGCCUCAUGGAGCUGGACAUCAGCUGCAAUGAGAUCACGGCUCUUCCUCGACACAUCGGCAGACUCAAAGCUUUGCGAGAACUAAAUGUACGCCGGAACCUUCUCUGCGUCCUGCCAGAAGACCUGGCUGACCUUCCUCUGGUGAAGUUUGACUUCUCCUGUAACAAAGUGUCGACCAUCCCGGUGUGUUACAGGAAGAUGAAACAGCUCCAGUCCCUCCAGUUAGAAAACAACCCACUGCAGAGUCCACCUGCACAGAUCUGUAUAAAGGGUAAAGUUCACAUAUUCAAGUAUCUGAGCAUCGAGGCGUGUCGCAGUGAGAAGAUGCCCGACUCUCUCUACCUGCCUGUCAUUGAGCGACUCAGCCUAUCACGGCCCACCACCGGCAGUGUGGAGGACAUGGAGCAGCAGAAGAAGCAAGACAGCGACUCAGGAGUCGGCAGCGACAACGGAGACAAGAGACUGUCUGCUACUGAGCCGUCAGAUGAAGACAGUCUGAGUCUCAACGUACCGAUGAGCCACAUCACGGAGGAGGAGGGAAUCAGUAAAGACGACUCGAGUGAACACCUCAGCUCCCUGACAGCAGACCCAAACUCCGACUCAGUCCGUCUGAUUGAGGAGAGCCCUACGGAAGCCCUGAGGGACCAGUUCAGCUACAGAGACUCUGCUCUCAGCACUCGCUUUGUCAACUACAUCAAGGGCCGGACAGCAGCAGACUUUGACGAGCCCCUCAGGAUAGAGGAAGACUCACUCUGGCCAACACAACAAAUGUCAAAGGUCACAGGGGGCACAGAGCUCCAUAUUGACAUGAUCAACCAGCUGAAGGAGGCUGUGGAGCUGCUGCAGGACCCCAGCAGAGUGAACACGGAGCAGGACGAUCUGUCUGGAGUCCAGCUCUACCCGGUGGAGAUGGUCACAGUGGAAGAGUCACUCAAUGGGCAGGACAGUGAUGAUGGCGUCACCACACCGAAGCGAGAUGACAGAUCUCCAGCCAGCGCACCUCUGUCCUUCUCCGGCCCGGUGUUUGGACUGAAGCCCCGUUCAGCCCCACCCUCGCUGCCCUGCUCGCCCCCUCCUUCCUGUCUCGCCCCCUCCCUCCUCUCACAGGCCUCACCCUUCCAUAGAGACACACCUCGUAGCCACGACGACGGAGGCAUUCACAGCCGCGUGUUCCUGCGGAGCCACAAGAGUCUGGAGUCUGUCGAUCCUCAGUUCACCAUGAGAAGAAAGAUGGAGCAGCUGCGAGAGGAACUGGAGCUCAUGGAGCAACUGCGAGACAGCAUCGAGAGCAGACUGAAGGUCGUCCUUCCUGAAGACCUCGGCUCGUCUCUGAUGGAUGGCGUCGUGCUCUGCCAUCUGGCAAAUCACAUUCGGCCGCGCUCUGUCGGCAGCAUCCACGUUCCCUCGCCUGCCGUGCCCAAACUCAGCAUGGCAAAGUGUCGGAGAAACGUGGAGAACUUCCUGGACGCCUGCAGAAAGAUUGGCGUACCAGAGGACAAACUGUGUCUUCCUCACCACAUCCUGGAGGAGAAAGGCCUGGUGAAGCUGGGCAUCACGGUCCAGGCUCUGGUGGACGAGGCCUCCUCCAAACACUCCCUCCUGACGUGAGCAGCGGGGACGGGCGGAGCUUCCACCGACUGACGCGUACAACAAACACACACCUGGAUCAAAACGCCGACCUGACGCUGCAGCGCGCCUCUGUGCUCAUUCUGCAUCCUUCUGUUGAGUGUUUUUAUUAGAUUUCAGGAUGCAAAAUGGUGUUAAGGGAACUAAAGCAGUCAGAAGUGGAUUUAUUUACUGAUUCGUGAGAGGGAACUUCUGGGUGGAUUAAGAAUUCAGUAUAUUGCCAAGCGGAAGAGUCCAAAUCCACCAGCGUUCGACUGGUUCCAGCUGGUUUCUCUCCAUAAAUGAUGUGGGGUUUUUAUUUUAUCAGUUUCAGGGAUGUGAGUGAAAAUUAACUCUGACUUCCUCCCAUUUCUUCAGGUAAACACACGAGAGACACAAACCGCCAACUGAAGGGCAUAAAUACAGAAAUUCUUACGCUGGUUGGUACCAAAAUUAAUGACGGAGUAUUAGAGCCGCUGAGAGAGAUUUGGGGAAAAGAAUUUCAUAAUUAUGAUAAUUAUGAAUAAUAAGUUAGAAUAUUAUUUUUAAAAAGUCUGAAUAUUGUGAGAAUAAAGUAGUAGUAUUUCAGGGUGUGGCUUUAUUCUUAUAAAAUUCUCAAAGUAUGAAUUUUGGCAUAAAUUUACAACUUUAUUCUAAAAAAUCGGGAGAUGUUUUUGCCUGUAACCGUGGCGCUAAUACUCUGCAGUACAAAAAUAGAUGCAGGGACAUUUUAAAAAAUCUGGUAUUUAAACGUAAAUUAGAUUCAGAGUCGGUGGAGCUGUUUAGCAUUCAAUCUGAACCCUUUAGUUUGCCCUAAUACUUCACCUGUUUCUGUCCCGCAGUCUCGAGCAAAAACUCUUAUAUGAUUAUAAAACCCGCCAGUUAUCGACCUACAGAUAACAGAUUUUGAGGUUUCAGGUGAAGUGUCACUGGACUGUGUGAGGAUUUGUUCUCAGUUCGGAGAAUAAAACCAAACUGCUUCGGUUUGAACGUAGAGGGAGAAAGCUUUUAACCCCGUCUGUGUUUAAACGUAUUUAUAAUAUAACGAGAAGCUGAGAUAAGGUGUUUAAAGAAAUAUCCCACAAAUAUUUUUCUCUAAUAUAUUUUAGGUAUAACUGUGUGUUUUCUAAAGGUUUUACUGACUUUCUGUGGAGCUUGUCCCUGAACCAGGUCUGAGUCUGUGAGCCUGCCACUGUGGGGACACUAAUCUGUUUAUCAAGCCUCUCUGAUGGAUUGAAACAAGUCCAGGUACAUUUUUAUUUGCUGUUUUCUCACCUUGAAUCCUCUCACACUUGUUGGUCAUCGGUGUUCACGGAGGGAAACGGGCCUGAAGGCAGUUUUAGGACAUUUUAAGUGAAACUUCCUCCGCAGUUUCUGUUCACGUUGGAUGUGGUUUAUGAGAUUCAGUUUGCUAAUGUGCCAAAACACACGUGGUGUUACUGAGAAGAGUCACAGAACAAAAGCAAAGCACACAUCGCUGUGUUUCAAGGCCAAAAUGUUAAUGUCAUCCGCUCCUCGCGUCAGCUUCCACACUGCGAGACUCUUGAUAAAUAUCAGAGUUGUGUAUUAGAUGUUUAGAUUUCAGGAGGCGGCGGGCGCAGGUCAGCGAGGAUGAGAUCUCACGCAGCUCCAGCAGUCUGGCAAAUUCUUAAAACAGUGAGUUUUUAAAAGCAGUCUGAUUGCUUUCUCGCCACAUCGCAGAGUAAAUUAGAAGUUCGUGUUGUGGCGAAAGGUUCCUCACGCCUGCUAACGGGUUUUUUUUAAACCGUCUGCGUGAGUUUGUUCAAACCUCCGGUUUGGUUUCGGUCGGAGCUGUUGCUGUUUGAGAUCAGAGCUUCUGUGACUCAGGGCGGGUUUGGGUUUACUACACUGUUGAUGCUUCAGUCCACAGCCUGCUAUGUCAGCUGUGUGUGUGUGUGUGUGUGUGUGUGUGAGUGGGAGUUGGCCUUUUGAAUUAUGUGGUAAUGCAGCUCUGGCACAAACCAAGACUUUAAAGGGGCAGUAAGUAAUUGUUGACCUUUUAUCGACCUCUGUUGGCAACUACAACCAAUCACAGCUUUCAGCACCGCUGACAUCAUCUUCUCCCGUUCAGCUGAGGGUGUUCGUUCAGGCUUCUUUUUUGUAAGCUGCAUUAAUGGAUUUUGACCACUAGGGGGCAGAAAAUGCUGCUUUGAAUGCGAGAAUGAUUAAACCAGAAACUGACUUUUAGUUUCAGUCACUUUGAGCAAGAACGCUUGUUGAUUCGUGACUAAAGAAAAACCUCAGUCCUCAGGAGGCUGAAACUAACGUAGCAGACGGGCUUUAGUGUCUUCAGCUCCAUUAGGACAGGAUUGAUAUUACACACACACACAUUAGUAUUAUUUAUCUGUAAUUUGAUUACAGAUAGUCCUUAAAUGUCUCUUUCUGAAUGUCUAUUAAGCUGAUUUUACAGCAAGAAAGAGGCUCGUUUCUGCGGCUUCACCAAGUGCAGUUUUAAUGCAAUUAAUUAAUUAAUAAAGCAUCAUCAGCUGCAGUCCGAUACAAACCGGUUCAACAUGAGCUCCAGCUCCACCAGCUGCAGCAGCAACAUCCUGCUUUACAUUAAUGCACGAGGAAUAAUAACCUGAUGAUAGAAUAUAUAACAGCACAGCAGCCACAGGGACGCUGCACUGCUUUAAUGCUUUAAGGAUCCUGAUCACACUCUCACACUUUCACUGCAGCAGAGUGUGUUACUGGAUGUGAGGUGAGAAAUCAGACUAACACACACAUAUACAUAUAUAAAAUCAAUAUUGAAGCCACCACAUCUCUCCUUGAGAAAUAAAUCCUUUUAAUAUUUUCCAGGAAACUGGACUGUUAAUGUAAAGAAUUAAAAUAUUUGGUUAACAGGUUAGUUAAAAUAAAGAAUUUGUGAAUGACCUUUUGAAUGGCUUGUUCACGGUGAACAGGACCGCGUCUGUGCUGAAACCGCAGUGAGGCAUCGCUUUAGGUUUUUAUCAGAUUUACGCACUGCCCCUUUAAAACCCAGAUCUUGGCAGCUCUGCGAUCGUGUCCGGCUUCUCCCGAACGCCACGACGAGACCGCGCGAGGUGUCGAGCGCUCUCGAAGCAGCAGGCUUGUGUGAGUGAGUUGUUUUUCUGUACGUCUGAUGCAGCUUGGUAUCCAAAGCUUGAGCUACUUAAAGAUUCAGCAGUAAAAAGAAAUAAAUGCUUCCACUGGAUCGAUUUGACAGUUGCCAAAACAAACAUUUCCUCUCUUGUGAUAAAACUAUAAGUAAAGGACUUUAUUUAAAUGUACUGUAGACUGUGUACAUAUUAUUUAUCACAAGGAUUUCCUGUUAAUUAAUAUUUGAAAAAGAAGUGAUGAGUUAUGUAUUUGUAUUUGUAUAUUUCACCAUAAAACGCUCACAACUUUAACACCUGUUCUUCAUAAUCCACAAUAUCAUAUGUGAUUAAAAUAAAUAAAUGUUCACGUAUCUCAACACUAAGGGCAGCUUGGUGAAGUAAUAACACACACACACACACAUAUAUAUCAGCUUUUGUUGUGUAUUAUUUCUCCUCUUGGCUAAAAUCUGUAAAACAGUAGAGCAACAAACAUUUCUUACAUUCCUGAUAUUAAAUCAGUUCGGUUGAAUCUGGAAGAGCUGCUGAAAUCAGUCGGCCAUCGCGCUGCAGAGACGUCGACGUCUGAAACACAAAAGCAAUAAAAACCAAACCGGCUGCUUCCCGACAGAAUCUGCACUUUAAAAACUUCUAUCCUUGUUUUGGCAACUGAGAAAAUCUUAAAUCACCUUUAAUCCGAACUGAGAGAACAGAGCUUGAAAAUGUGACGCUGGUGUAAAUGUGGUGAACUGAGCAUUUCCUGCUGAACGUAAAGCAGCGUUGUUUUCUAACGUCUCUCUUGUGUGUGUAUAUAAACGGCCUGUACUCACAUUUUUGUACUUUUCUGACUGGGAGGAAAUUUAUUUUUUAUGUGACUUCUUUUCAUUUUUGUUGAAACUUCGAUGUAACAAAACCUUUUGUAACUCUUUGUGAACCUUUUGUGUAAUUUGUUGUACAGCAACUCAAAUUUACAUGCAUGAAAAGUCCCUUUAAUGUCGCCUAAACUGCUGUGAAUACUGUAAAUACUGCACUGUAUUUCUUAUCACUUUAUCAGUAAAGACCUCAGCUGUCAAAACAAA
Molecule: messenger RNA, 6529 nt
Organism: Siniperca chuatsi (mandarin fish)
Lineage: Eukaryota; Metazoa; Chordata; Actinopteri; Centrarchiformes; Sinipercidae
Gene: lrch1
Product: leucine-rich repeats and calponin homology (CH) domain containing 1
Exons: 19
Coding region: 286-2376 (696 amino acids)
Molecular function (GO): protein binding
Source: RefSeq, a predicted model, not a curated record